AUGACGAACAAGAUAGUAAAGGCCGCUGCUGGUACUGAGGGAGCUCUUGAUGGACGUGAGAUCGAGCUCCUCCACUACAUCUACGGCCGUGAAGAUCUUAAGGAGCUCAAGGGCAGCCCCACAAAAGUACUCGAGGCAAUUGACGAGUUCAACUGUACACAAAAAAUGCUCAUGAACAUUGGUCCUGCCAAGGGUGAGCAUGUCGUGAACACUAUCAACAAGGAGAAGCCGAGUGUUAUGAUUGAGCUGGGUGUAUACAUCGGGUACAGCUGUAUCCUCUUCGGCGAAGCUCUGCGCGCCAAUGGCGGAAAGAAGUACAUCGGCAUUGAGAAGAAUGCCGAGAUGGCAGCUGUGGCUAAUCAGCUUGUGGAUCUUGCUGGUCUGCGCGAUACAGUGCGAAUCCUUGUUGGUAGUAGCGCUGAGAUUCUGAGAGAGCUCAUCGUUGAGAAGGAGAUUGAUCAGAUUGAGAUUAUCUUCUUGGAUCACUGGCAGGAACUCUACCUGAGCGAUACCUGGCUUCUGGAAGAGAUGAAUGUCAUGAAGCCGGGUGUCUCAGUGAUGAUUGCCGACAAUGUUAUCUUCCCCGGCGCUCCCAACUUCCGUAAGUGGAUUGAGGCCUCAACUAAGGAGAAGAAGGUGCUGGUCAAGGAGCUUGAAUCUGGACUGGGAUGUGCUAGCGUUAAGCCCAAUCCGAACUUGAUUUAUGAGACUGUUCUGGAGGAGUUUGAGACUCCUUGGGGUCCCGAUGGUGUCACAUUCACUCGUGUUGUGGGAGAGGAAAGCUCCGAAUAA
This is a messenger RNA of Penicillium malachiteum, 792 nucleotides long. RefSeq names its product O-methyltransferase. NCBI's taxonomy places the organism in Eukaryota, Fungi, Ascomycota, Eurotiomycetes, Eurotiales, Aspergillaceae. The record is from RefSeq and is a predicted model, not a curated record. Gene Ontology annotation, molecular function: O-methyltransferase activity. The transcript has 3 exons. Bases 1 to 792 code for a protein of 263 amino acids.